GUACGGGGCCGGGCGCUGGGCAGGUACGGGGCCGGGUGCUGGGCAGGUACGGGGCCGGGCGCUGGGCAGGUACGGGGCCGGGCGCUGGGCAGGUACUAGGCCGGGCACUGGGCAGGUACGGGGCCGGGCGCUGGGCAGGUACGGGGCUGGGGCGCGGGCUAAGUACGGGCCGGGCGCGGGCGUGA
Messenger RNA from Closterium sp. Naga37s-1, 185 nucleotides. Lineage: Eukaryota; Viridiplantae; Streptophyta; Zygnematophyceae; Desmidiales; Closteriaceae. The record is from the annotation of a GenBank genome assembly.